UGUUUCUCUGCUGGCCAUUCAAAAGUGUGUGUUUUUUACGAAUUGUGUUGUAAAUUCAAAAUAAAGCGAUAUUAAAGUACACAAAAAACUGCAAAAACUAUAUAAAGUACUUGUACUCGCCCAGUGAAAAUGCCCGUUGCAGAAGCUACCAAAGGCAAGGGCAGGAAGACAGCAGCCACUGCUGCUGCUGCAUCUGCAUCUGUCGCAAGGAAGAAAUCGAGCGAUGAGGAGGCCACCGCUAAGCCAAUGGAUCUAGACGAUGACAGCAAGAGCGACCAUGAGCGGAAAAAGGAUGACGGGGCUGCUGAUGUCGUUGCGAAUGCAGGCGAAAGGACAGCUACAGCCGAGCAUGAAGCCGACCCCGAACAGGACGAGGACGAUGAGCCGGACAGCAACGAAAACAGCGAUCCGGAAGAGCAAGUGGAGCCGCCGGCCUUCAGUCUGGCCACACUGGGACUGCAGCGCGUGGGCAGCGCCCCACCACCUAAGCCGAAGGUAACGAAGGCUCCCAUUCUGACGCUGAAUGCCCGUGGAAUGCCCGCGCGAAUUCGCAAGAGAAACAAACUCUUCUACGACGAGAACAUUAUCAACGACGACAAACCGUUGCGCAUGAGCCUUGCCCCUAAGAAGAUGCCCGGUCGCCCGCCCCUGCCUGCUGGUGGUCCUGGCAGCGGCUGCUCGGGCAAGGUGCACAACACCACCCCCGCCAAGGUGCUCAAGAAACGCAAGGGCGUUGUCUCCCGCUACAUGCGCUCCAGCGAUAAUGGAUCCAGCUCCACCUCAGUCGGCAGCCAGCAUCAGGUGACGGCAGCUAGCAACAAGAACAAGAAGACGCCAGCCAAGGGUCAGGCUGUCAGGCAUGCACAGACUACAUCCAAAACGAACCAAUCCGGCCACAGGUCGGCCAAGAUCAGCAGUGGAGCAGCCUCUGGAGGAACGAAGGUGUCGACCGCCGCAUCUGCAGCCGCUGCCGCUGCUGAGGAGGAGGCCAGCCACGCUCAGGCCCUGUUGGUGGCCAACAAGCGGGUGGGCCAGGCGAUCGGGCUCCGCCUGCGCAACCUGCUGAAGCUGCCCAAGGCCCACAAGUGGGCCAUCGCCGAGUGGUUCUACUCGUACAUAGACAGGCCGCUUUUCGACAGCCGUGACGAGUUCCUGAACCACGUAAACGAGCUGGAUCCGCGCCUGGGAACGCGCCAACUCAACCGACACGAGUGGUCGACCAUAAGGCGCCAGAUGGGAAAGCCCAGGCGCUGCUCAGCCAACUUCUUCAGCGAGGAGCGGAAAGAGCUAGACAGGAAACGAAAGCUUAUGCGCACUCUCCAGUCGCGGAAGCCGGGCGAGCUCAAGGACUCCGUUCUGCUGUCGGAUAUGCCUGAGAAGAUCCCCAUGCCACUGCCGCUGGGCACCAAGGUGACGUCUCGGCUGCGCACACCCCAAGACGGCAUCUUCGCUGGCACUGUCGCCGCCUACGACUCGCUGAACGCCAUGUACCGGGUGACGUUCGAGCGGCCCGGCCUGGGGACCCACGCCAUACCGGACUUUGAGAUUGUGUCGGAGAACUUUCACGAGAUGCUACCACUGCACAGCUUCACCAAGGACUUCCGUCCCAACCUGAUGAGCAUCUACCAGACUAACAACAUGGGCUUCACCACCAACCUGGGCUACACGGCCAGCCUCACCAGCACCUAUCUGCAGAAGCGUCCCUCCGGUAAUGGGAAAAAGGCAGGCGCAGGACUGUUUGCCCCUCAGAAACACCUGGCCAGCAAUAAUGCGGCGGCAAGGAACGCUCUAAGCAUGAAACUGAACAAGAGUGAUCCACUGCUCGGGCAGGACGCCAUCGGGGAGAGCCCGAUACGGCCGCAGCUGACCCGAGUUCACAACUACUCGAACAAGCUGCUGGAGCAUCUUGUGCACUUGGAAAAGCAUAUCUUGGUAAAGGCCGAGCGCAUCCACCGCCUAAACAAGAUGAACUCCACCGCGGAGCUAGCCAUGGGCGACAUGAUCGGCCAUGACGAGACCGGAGAGCGCCACCGGCGCCACAUCGCCGACAACUUCCAGCGCCAGUACGCCUACAACAUCGUCUCCAUUGAGCGCAUCAAUACCGACCUCAUGUAUGAGCUCACCAAAGUGCAGGAGCUCUCCUCCACCCUGACGCGAAAUCCCAACGUCCAGGCUAUGAUCUCGCCCACGUACCUGCGCGAGGAGUGCCGGGCCAAGGCGAACCAAACUGUGGACGAGAUGAAUAAGGGUCUGGUGAAGAAUGAGCGCAUGGUAACGCUGCUAAAGAACCUGACCACGCUGCUGAUGGUCACGCAGAACCUGGGCGGGGACUGCCCUGUGGGCGAGGUCAGGCAGGUGCUCGAGGGAUGCAUGGAAGAGGUGCGCACCAACCUUGUAAGCGGCGAUAACAUGGAGGUAUUCCACAAGAGCGUUCAAUUGCGCCUGGAGUUCAUUGCCUUGGACAUCACUCGGAAUCUCGAGAAGCGCAAGCACAGCCGGGCCGCUGCUGCUAACGCUGCCGAAGAUGUCAAGUCGCCGAAGACACCGAAACAGGAAGAGACCGAUGAGGAAAAUGAUGCUGAUGCUGAUGGUGCUGGCGAUACCUCAAAGUGCACAGAGAAGGGGGAUGGGAAAAAGAAGCCAGUCGAUGUGGAUGCUUCUAACAAGGCUCCAAAUAAUAGAGCUGCUGAUGACAUCAAAGAAGCUGAAAAGGAGACAAAGCCGCGGCCGCAGGAAGACAAGUCUGAGCUCAUGGAGGUGGACAGUGGAAGACAGCAGGCAGAAGGCGAUGGCGAAGGCGACGUCGAAGAUGAGGAGAAAAUUGACUCGGACGAGGCCGAAACAGACAAUGCAGAGCAGCAGCAGCGAGAGGAGGACCCACAGUCGCCGAAUCCUGCUGUCACCGACGACUCGCAGAUAACAAUCGAAUCGGUAAAGGAGUCCGAUGAUGAUGAUGAGGAGGGGCAGGAGGAGAUUGAUAUGGUCGGCGUAGAGCGGCUGAACUUAGAGGAAGGAAACUCUGACUUCCACGAUGAAUUCAUUUACGAGAAAGCCGGCAUCUACGUGGCUGCCCGCCUGAAUCACCACAUUCUCACGCAGCGCCUUUUUAGACACGUGCGCCUCGUUGCUUUUGUAGAUGUUGUCCUUGUGGAACACGUACUGCUGGUGCAGCUUGUAAACGCCCAUGUCGGGAACGAGCGGCGACAGCAUCGAAGGCGAGCCGAUCGCGAUCUGCGGAUCCAGGAGGUUGUGGUGCAACGCGACGCAGGAGUUGCCAAGGAAUACAUCAAGGGGAAUAUGGUACCGAGGCUCCUUAUGGUUCAUUCGAAGCCGCUGGUGGUAGUGGAGGCGGGAGUUUUGCUUGUCGACAGCAAUGAGCAGUUCGUUGCCGAAAUCGAACAAAAACGGCAAAACCACCUGGACCUGGAUCCACAUCAAAAACAAGGGAACGAACCAAAGUAUCAAUCAAUAUUCCUGGCAAUGGAAAGUGUGGGCGACCACGUCCCGAAUGGACUGACAGACGUCAAGUCGAGCCUUGAAAUAGUCAGGGAGCGCUUCAAAGAAGACGAAAUAAUUCUCUAUCUAUUUGAGGCGUAUCAGAUCAAGGGACCCGAGGACGCCAAUCGGCUGCUGGCGCUAGUUUCGUCGGAGUCCGGCGGGACGUUUGCUAUCAUCUCGUUCUCCUUCGUGCGCACGCCGCUCACAUCAGUUAAUGAGUUGAUUAUCAACAAAGUGUUUGCCAUCGACGAGAGUUUUCAGCUGCGGCAGGAUUGCAAGGGAUCGAUCACAGCGUACCAGUUCGACCUGUCCACGGCCGAGGACGGACCCAUCAAGUACUACUUCUAUCCAAGUGAGAGCGCCAACUAUGACGAGUUCGUGGCCAAGAUCAUUUCCUGCAAGAGUUCCAUGGCCCAAAGCGAUCCCGAAACGGUGCUCAACUUCAGAUGGCUGAACGACUACCGCCAAAUCGGCGAGGUCAAGCAAGAGCUGAAGAAGCGCGAGAGCGAGUACAUUGUCUACAAAGAUAUUAUCAUCUAUUGCGCCACUUGGAACGUGAACAACAAACCUUGCUGCGACAGCGCCGACGCCCUACGAUCGUGGUUGGGAUGCAGCGAGCGGGCUCCUGACAUCUAUGCCAUUGGCUUGCAGGAGCUGGACACUCCCGCCAAGGCCAUGCUUAACUCCACUCAGGUCCAGGCUAGUGUAGCCCAGUGGAACGAAAAAAUGGUGCAGAGUGUCCAUCCAGAUGUCGAGUACGAGAUCCUGCAGUACCACCGUCUGGUGGGAAUCAUGCUGACGGUGAUCGUGCGCAAGCAGUUGCGCCAGCACAUUCUGCGCUGCCGCUUCAAGUCAGUGGCACGGGGCGUUCUAAACACGCUGGGUAACAAGGGCGGAGUGGCCAUCAGUUUACAGUUGAACGAGGGAAACAUUUGCUUUGUUAACUCCCAUCUGGCUGCCCAUAUGGGCUACGUGGAGGAGCGCAACCAGGACUAUAAUGCAAUAGUGGAUGGGCUGCGUUUCGACGAUGGCCGCACUAUCAGCGAUCACGACCACAUCUUCUGGCUAGGGGACUUGAACUAUCGCAUACAGGAGCCGCCCGGGCAGCAGCGACCCGGUCCGCUGACGGAUGCCCAGACGUACGAGCUGCUCCUACAGUACGACCAGCUGCGCCAGGAGAUGCGCAAAGGCAAAUGCUUCGAGGGAUACACGGAGGGCGAGAUUAAGUUUCGGCCCACGUACAAGUACGAUCCGGGAACGGACAAUUAUGACAGCAGCGAAAAGCAGCGAGCGCCCGCAUACUGUGACCGCGUUCUGUGGAAGGGCACGCGGAUCGAGCAGCUGGCCUACAACAGCAUCAUGGACAUACGACAGAGCGACCACAAACCCGUAUAUGCCGUGUUCCGGGUCAAGAUCAAAACUCGCGACGAAAUCAAGUACAAGCGCGUGCAAGAGGAGGUACUGAAGGCGGUGGACAAGCGUGAGAACGACAACCAGCCACAGAUCAGCGUGGAAAAGACUGUCAUCGACUUCGGACGGGUGCGCUUCAACGAGCCGUGCAUGCGGGACUUCAACGUGUACAACAGCUGCCCACUGCCGGUCGACUUCAGCUUCAAGGAGAAGGACAUCCACGACAUAUGCGAGAAGUGGCUGCAGGUGGAUCCGCGAAAGGACAGCCUGAUGAUCGACUCGGCGCGCAGCAUUCGCAUUAAGAUGCUCGCAGACGUGCACACGAUCAGGGGUCUACUCAAAAAGAUCCGCACUAGCGACAACUUCGACAUCCUCAUCCUGCACGUGGAGAACGGACGCGACAUCUUCAUUACAGUCACGGGUGACUAUCAGCCCAGCUGCUUUGGCCUCUCCAUGGAAACGAUGUGUCGCACUGAUCGCCCGCUUAGCGAAUACUCACAGGAGCAGAUCAAGUAUCUGAUGAAUGAUAACUCGCAGGAAUAUUGUGUGACGAUGCCACGCGAGUUUUUUCUGCUGAUCGACUACUUGCACAAGCAUGGAUCCAAGCUGGAGGGGGGAUUUCACACUUUCGAGUCGCGGAAAUCUCUGAACACACACUUCAAUGUGGUGCGCGACUGGCUCGACACCUGGUCCGACGAAGAGUUUCCUGGAACUCCACAAUGCGCUGCACAGGCGUUGCUGCUUCUGCUGGACCUGCCGGAGCGGCCGCUGCUGGAGCCAUUUGUCGAGGAUCUGCUGGCAAGCACUGGCAAGUCAAAGGCCAUGGACUACAUAGCCCUGCUCAGUCCGCCGAAACGCAAUGUCUUUAUGCACUUAUGCAUGUUCUUGCGCGAGGGCAUCGAGUGCCAGUACUACGAUCUGCAUCAAGUCGCUGUCACCUUUGGUCGUAUUCUUCUGCGGAGUAGCGAGUCCAAGUCCUGGCCGGACUACAAAAUCCGCUGCAGUCAAUUUAUGCGGCUCUUUAUCGAAAGCGACGGUGCUGAUCCCCUGGGGAAUAGAAAUGAAGGAGCUGGACCUGGAGCGGGACCCAGAGCCGAUCUUCCAGCAUAGCUAUUCAGUACCAUGUCGAUAUUUAUCUGUUUGCAUAGGGUUAGUGUAUUUAUUUUACUUGUUGGUACUUUGUUUGAACGUCCAUGAAAAGGUUCCAUCUGGUCUGGCCUGGCAUUUAUGUACGUUUCUCUGUUUCUCUGUUUAACAUGUUACUUGUUUAUAAAACACGUUCGAGAUGGCCGUUACGUGUGAGCCGUCUAUAAAUGCUCUUCAUUCCAAAUCGCUCCUGGGUUAUCUCUUUGACUUGUUUUGCAUUUUAAGUAAUUCUGUGUGGAGACCAGCCCUCUUUAAACCCCUUGACUACUGCACCGCAUAACUUAUACAAGUAGCAAACACGGAGUCAAAACGAGAAGCACGUAGGCAGUCUAGACUCUAUCAAUGGAUAGAGUUUAAGAAUCAAUGGAUGAAUGUGAACUUCACCCUUAAUUUUACCCUUAACAACCCUUGGCUCUCAAACAUGCAAAAACUAAUCUGGAGACCGAUAUUUACAGGAAUUUCAUCUGGAAAUAGACCACAUGGGUACAUAUACGUACAUACAUAUAACACAUGUACAUAUGUACGUGUAUACCAUGCGUACCAUUGUGUGCUCAGAGUAUUAGAUUAGAUCCGACAAAAUGUCACAGUCCCCCACGCCCUCAUUUCAGUUGUAUCUGAAAAUAAAUAAUAAUGUUAAUUACGAGUAUGUACU
Molecule: messenger RNA, 6706 nt
Organism: Drosophila obscura
Lineage: Eukaryota; Metazoa; Arthropoda; Insecta; Diptera; Drosophilidae
Exons: 13
Coding region: 130-6018 (1962 amino acids)
Biological process (GO): signal transduction; phosphatidylinositol dephosphorylation
Cellular component (GO): membrane
Molecular function (GO): phosphatidylinositol-4,5-bisphosphate 5-phosphatase activity; inositol phosphate phosphatase activity
Source: RefSeq, a predicted model, not a curated record